UUUUUCCUCCCUUGAUAUUGACUUCUCUUCGUCAGAGUCACAGAGCGGUGCGAGUGCGGAGCUUGAUAGGGAUCAAUUCAUAUGAAAGUUCCAUCUUCAUCUAAUAUGUUUCAAAUUUCACAAUAUGGCUAUGGCGUUUUUGUGUUGGUGGUUUGUUUUUUUGUGUUGUUGGUUUAUAAAGCAUCCUCUUCCCAACCUGAUUGUAUGGGUGUUUGUGAGAACUCCCAAGGAAAGGAUGCAACAGAUAUGCCACUUUGUGUGGAUGAAAAAUGGCAUGAACGCUUCUGCACUUAUCAAAUAUCCAGUCUUACACGGAUGUGUACUUUAAUAAGGGAAAAAAGUCAUAUCCAGCAGUGCAAUGAUUUAGACUCAAGACAGGUGUCAUUUUCAUUCACAUGGAACACAACCUGCAAACUUCCUGACUUGUCGUCUGGAUUUUCAGAUUGCGCCAUCAACAUCAAGCUGCCAUAUGUUGACAACUGCAAAGACAGACAUCUAAUACAAUGUGUGGAUCAAUGGACCUUUAUUAAAAUGACAAAUCAGUCCACUACUAGUCAGGCAACUACUAUCAGCAUUGAAAAUAAAGUCACAACCAAAACCUCACACAUUGCGAGAGAAUGUGAUUUUGAAAACUUUGGACUGACUCAUGCAAAUAAUAACCUGACCUCUGUUGAUGCAUUUGUCAGAAAUUGUAAAAGAAAGGCAAAACCAAUAAUGACUGGUCAGCAGUUGCGUUCCAUAAAAAACAUAUUUCACAACAUUACCAAGCAGGGACCUCAGAAAGUGAUUCUUGACAGCAUCAAAGGUUCAGUGACAUCACAUCAGAAGAACAAUUUGCUAAAGUUUAGAAUGGCUCUACCCUCCACCAAUAAUGCCACGUUGGAGGAGAUGGAUGACAUUUGGUUGGAGAUUCCUACUGAGGCUUUGAAUGCUAUUCUGGGAGACAUGAAACAGGAAGUUAACCUGGGAGUAUUUUGGUUUGAGAAUGACAGCCUGUUCCCGGUGGAGGAGAACAACACUGAGCUCCUAAACAGUCGAGUGGUAUCCGUCGAUGUGGGAGAGGACAUCUCAGGCCUCAGUAACUAUUUUAAGAUCACGUUCCACUUCCAGAAUGUAUCAGUGGAAAACAAAUCACUAGCAUGUGUGUUCUGGGAUCUUGAAAAUGAUACUGUUGCACAUUGGAAUUCCUCUGGAUGUGUCACUGAGACAAAGGAAAAUGAAACAGUGUGCUCUUGUAACCACCUUUCAUUCUUCGCUGUACUUAUGUCUCCGGUCAGUGGCUCCAGUGCCAGUCUGAGCUCCUCCUCUGUGUGGUUGCUGACGUUGUUGUCCAGGGUGGGCUGUGGAAUAUCCCUCUGUUUCCUGUGUCUGGCUCUCCUCAUCCACCUCAGAAGGGGAAAAUCUGAUGAUUCCCUGUGCAUCCACAUCCACCUGUGCGUGGCGCUGCUGUGCCUCAACCUAACCUUCCUCAUCAACGACAGCCUAGCCUCCCUUGGUGUCCAUGGCCUGUGUGUUGCUACGGCAGCAGCCACCCACUACUCUCUGCUGUGCACCCUCACCUGGUUCUCCCUGGAAGGCUUCCACCUCUAUCUGCUCAUCAUCCGGGUCUUCAACAUCCACGUCAAGAGAUACCUCCUCAAACUGGGCCUGGUAGGAUGGGGUGAGUGCAGAAUACCUGGCAUAGUAGUUACCAUAAUUGUUGCUUGUGGCAAAUAUGGAGAAUACAGAAUAUACCAGCAAGACGGUGGUGCUAUUCAAAUGUGCUGGCUGACUGACUCUGCUCUGACCACGGUGUCCUUCUCGUACUUCGUGCUGACAUUCGCGGUGAACAUGCUGUGCUUUGGGUCUGUGACAGUGAAGGUGGUGAGGGCCCACCGUCAGAGUCCUGUCCUGAGGGAGAGGGGUAUGAACAGGGGGACAGUACUCAGUCUUCUGGGUCUGGCCUGGCUCCUGGGGGUCUCCUGGGGGGUCCUGCUCUUCCAGUUUGGCCCCCUGAGGGAGACAGCCUUCUACAUCUUCUGCACCAUCAACUCUCUCCAUGGCCUCUUCCUCUUUCUACGCUAUUGGGCUUUAACUCGGCCAGAGAAGGCAUCUAUCUCCAUGGCAACCACUGUAUCUUCUUGAACUGAGAUGCAACCAGCCUUAUAGGCCAGUCCCUGACUAACACGGUUAAACCUUUUACUACUAAUACCACUGCUUCCAUUGUAAUACCACAGAAGCAGAAUAUUUAGUAUGUUGGUUUAUAACUUUCACUAUAGGCAAACCUAGGUUUCCAGGUUUGCAUGUAAGCUUACUGUGCUCAUAAUACUUUUUUUUCAAAGUUGUGCUGUUUAUUUCACUUUGUGUGCAUAUUGUUGUAUGUUGUGACAUAUCUUCCAUGCAUAUUCAGUUUUGAUGUGUAUAGUCCUAGGCAAACAGGGAACACAUCUAUUAGGUUCACAUGAUUUUCAUCUCUGAAAAUAAUCAAAUACGUUUGGAUACCCAAUCGAUCACUCACCGUCGUACACGAGGGUAAGAUGAUGUGGUCGACUGUGAAUUGGUGCCUUUCUGUGUCUUUGACUGUUAUCAAAAACCCUCUGAAAGAUAUGCCCUUUUUUAGUCCAUCUAACAUUUUGGAGAAUUUUAAUUCCCUUUUGGUUUUUGCAGAAAAGGCGUACAGUAUAUAACCUCCUAGCCUAUGGGCUACCUGAGAGAACAUUAGGCCUACAAGUAGAUAGUACCUUAGCAUAACACCAUAUUUGCAGGGAUGGGAAAACAUUGUUUAGAAAUGAACACUUUUAGAUUGUGUAAACUUUAUUCUUUGUGUAAAUAACUUGUGUAAAUAAUAAUUCCAUAAGAAUUUGAAAGUGGGAGAUGCCUCACAAGCCUCUGGGGUUUUCUACCUCUUCUGCACAUGCUCUUUUUGUUUUCCUUUUACUUUGUGAUCAUAUUGUUUUGGAUUUUCUUGUGUGCCAUUAAAAAGGAAAUAUAUAUCCUA
Oncorhynchus nerka (sockeye salmon) is the source of this 2977-nucleotide messenger RNA. RefSeq names its product adhesion G protein-coupled receptor G3-like. Lineage: Eukaryota; Metazoa; Chordata; Actinopteri; Salmoniformes; Salmonidae. The transcript has 15 exons. Gene Ontology annotation, cellular component: plasma membrane. Gene Ontology annotation, molecular function: G protein-coupled receptor activity. Gene Ontology annotation, biological process: adenylate cyclase-activating G protein-coupled receptor signaling pathway; cell surface receptor signaling pathway. The record is from RefSeq and is a predicted model, not a curated record. The coding region runs from base 82 to 2124 and encodes 680 amino acids.